Messenger RNA from Xenopus laevis (African clawed frog), 1994 nucleotides. RefSeq names its product rho GTPase-activating protein 24 (gene arhgap24.S). The record is from RefSeq and is a predicted model, not a curated record. Bases 1 to 1302 code for a protein of 433 amino acids. The transcript is spliced from 3 exons. NCBI's taxonomy places the organism in Eukaryota, Metazoa, Chordata, Amphibia, Anura, Pipidae.
AUGACGAUACUCUACGAUGACCUGGAUUGUACUUUAGUUGUCCAGCAGUUGAUGGCUGUUAUGAUAAGUCAGCAUGAAAUGCUAUUUCCUAAAGAUGGAGAUAACCAAAUUCAAGUUGGACAGGAGCUCAGCAACAACAACAAUGAAAUACAAAAGAAAAAUGUAUUAGGUCAGAUUCAGAACAAAAAGAAUAACAAUACUAAUGAUACUGCUGUAAGAAGGUGCUCAUGGGAAAAGGUUGAAACUUCACAAAGGUCUUAUGUCGAGAAUGGUUCCCCUACUGCUCUGCCUGGGAGUAAAUCAAACAGUCCAAGAAACAGCACUCACAAACUUGAUGUCACAAGAAGCCCACCAUUAAUGGUAAAAAAAAAUCCAGCAAUUAACAAAGGCAGUGGGAUUGUAACCAAUGGAUCGUUCAGUAGCUCAGUGGAUGCCCAUGAUAAACAUCAUUCUUUAACUAAUGGAACAUUACAAUCUAGAAGAACAUCAUCUCUGAAAAGCUCUGUUACCAAAAUGGGUACCCAUAGUGUACAAAAUGGUGUUGUGAAAUUGGGAGUUUCAAGCACAUAUACCCUUAGCCAUUCUUUAAACACUCGAACAGCAAGCUGGUUGCCAAAUGGUUAUGUUACAAUGAGAGACAAUAAACAAAAGGACAAUGAAUAUGUACAGCAACACAGACUAUUUACCUACGAUAAUGUUCAUCAACAGUUCUCCAUGGCAAACUCUGAUGACAAACAAAGCAUUGACAGUGCAACUUGGUCUACAUCGUCCUGUGAAAUUUCCCUUCCGGAAAAUUCCAUUUUCUGCUCUUCCGCAACUACCUGUCCAGAGCAGGUAUUUUAUGGGGGAAAUUUUGAGGAUCCCAUUUUAGAUGGGCCUCCUAAUGAGGUCACUACUAAUCCGACAGAUUUUGAAAGCAAAUUUAACCGAGGAAGUGCUGGUUGUUGCAGUAGUAGAGCAACCAGCAGCAGUAACAACAGUGAAACCUUUGUUUUAAAUAAUACCAGCAGUCACAGUGCUCUUAAUAGCCUUGUAUCCAGUUUAAAGCAGGAAAUGUCAAAACAAAAAAUGGAGUAUGAGACAAGAAUAAAAAGCUUAGAACAAAGAAAUGCCACUCUUGAAACAGAAGUGCUGAGUCUGCAAGAGGAACUACAGCAGGAAAAAAAGAAAUACACAAUGAUAGAAAUAAAAAUGAGGAACGCAGAACGUGCCAAAGAAGAUGCAGAGAAGAGAAAUGACAUUGCAGAAAUAGAUGGAGCAGUUCUUCUCUACCUUUGGGGACUUGACAGUGGAACCCCGUAGACCAGAUAGAGGGAACACAAUAUGGAUCCAGUAAAGUGACUUAUUAUGUAGCUUUUGGACUUUUAUGGUAAGAGUUUUAAUCAGGUGGCUGGUCACCUGAUGAGGUUAGCAUUUGACUGAUUUCUAUAAUUUUGCGAGGGGAAAAUAAUAUGAACAAUUAAUCACAUUAUCAGCAGAACUAAAUCAAUUAUACUAUAAUCCUACUAUGAAGUGUUACAACUGGAUAUGUGUAUAUAGAAAAAGUGUUGUUAAAAAUAACUGAAUUAUAAUAAUACAAGUCUUGUAUUUAAACUGGCAGAUUGAAAUGUUGUUGCAGUCAAGCUUCAUAUGAAGUCUAUAUAUCCUUGCUCUUAAUAUAUAACAUAACAUAUUUUUGCGCGUUGUCCUGCCAUAAGCUUAGUUUGUACAUUAACUGUUCUUUAUUCUUAAUUUGAAAGGGAAUGAACAUAAAAAAAAUUCUAGGAUGAUACGUUGUGGCGUUGUUUGUACCAAUCUUUCUGCCUAUGACCAAAAGAAACUGUAUAAGGUAUUAAACAGCAAACUAUUCCGAAUGUUUAAACCAAGUUUUCUCUUUUAUUUUUUUGAAACAUCUGUAUAAUUAAAUAAAGAAAACACCUGAGAUAAUAUUCUGUUCUGAUUCAUGAAAUAACCAUAGCUGGCACUGGUGAGGGUGUAGAAUCCUCUGGGUAGAA